Messenger RNA from Trichomonas vaginalis G3, 2337 nucleotides. RefSeq names its product spectrin binding. The record is from RefSeq and is a predicted model, not a curated record. The coding region runs from base 1 to 2337 and encodes 778 amino acids. The transcript has a single exon. Gene Ontology annotation, molecular function: protein binding. Gene Ontology annotation, biological process: regulation of apoptotic process. Lineage: Eukaryota; Parabasalia; Trichomonadida; Trichomonadidae.
AUGGCAGAAAUUGAUUCAUCAAUUUCAUCUAAGAUAUUCUCUCCUAUUUCAAUUGCACUCCAAAUUUGUUACAUUGCAAACAGAAGAUUAUCAAAAUUGGAUUCCUACAAACAAUUAUUUGUUACAUUUAUCACAAAAUACAACAUUUUGUCGAAUGAUUAUUUCGAUUCUCAUAUUGACAAAGAUCUUCGACAAUUCACUAAAACAUCUGAUGCCGAAAUCGCGAAUCAUUAUCAUAUGAUCAAAGAAAUGAAUUAUUGGAGACAGAAGAAAUAUUUCAAGUAUCAUUACGAAAACACUGUUUGUAAUGUCAGAUCAUUACUUGACAAAUACAUCAAUUUUGGAUAUGAUGAAAAUGAUUCACCACUCAUUGCUGCAGCUAGAAUGAUGAUGUUAGAAGUUAUGAAAUUUGUCAAAAGUGACAGAUCUGUUAAUUCAAAUGAAUCAUAUAUUCUUUCUCGCAUUGCAAUCGAUUUUAAUGACAAAGAAAUGCUUACUCUUCUUAAUGAAUGGGGCAUUUCACCACAAGUUUCUGAACGAGAAUUAACAAACAACCAAGAUUUGUUUGAAAAUAUCUUAGAAUUCGUUCAAUCAGAUAAACUGAAACCAUCUGUUGAAAAACAAAUCGUUGAUCACAAUUUCGACAAAGUGCGUGAGAUAAUGAAAGGUCGAGAAGAAGAUAGAUUGGAAUUACUUUCAGAACCAUUGAGAUAUUGUAUGUCAGAAAAUGACUUGGAAAGUGUUGAUUUCAUUUUGUCAAAUUACCUGAAAGUUUACGAAAAACUUCCAUCAUUCAAUUUCUCUGCUGUUUAUUUAUCAUUGAACUGGCAUUAUGAUGAAAUAUUCAUUCAUCUUCUCAAAACAUAUAAGGAUAUUAACUUUGAUGAAGUUUAUGAUGACAAACCACUCUUCUUUGAAGCAAUGAGUAAUUCUCAUUCCGACAAUACCAUUCUUUACAUUAUAAAUGGUAUUAAAAAUAUCAAUGCUUCUUAUUAUGAUACAACAAUUCUCCAGAGACUUGCUGAUCAUGCAUCAAAUUAUCCAAAAUCACUUAGAAGACUUGUUGAAAGAGGUUGCGAUGUCAAUUUGUCAACAAAAUCAUCUUUACCACCAUUAUUACUAGCUGCACAACGCGAUUAUGAGACAGCAGUUUUCCUUCUAAAGAAUGGGGCAAACUUCAAUAGUGUCAAAACAGCAGAUGAAAAUAUUAGAAACCAAGCCGAAUGUUACAUUGAAGAUUUAAUUGAUGAUCUCUUUAAACAUCAUGAAUUUGAUUUGAUCAAGAAUAUUGUUGAUGCCAACGACAAGUCAAAAUAUAAACUGAUGAUAAAACAGAUUGCGAAAUCAUUCGACAGAGAAGAUUUAGCUGAAGUUGAUUUCAUUUUGCAAAAUUACAUCAAGUCUAAUGAAAAAGUUUCUGAAACUAAUUCGACAGUAUUUGCAUUUGCUAUUUACAAUAAAGCACACAAAUCUGUCUGGCAUAUUAUGAACAAUUCUGAAAUUGAUUAUGACGAAAUUGUCGAAGAUUAUCCAUUAAUUUUCUACGCUGUUGAGAACAAAACAACAGAUGAUGUUGUUCUUAAAAUGGUCAAUCAAUUGAAAGAUGUCAGUCUUGUCAGUCACAACCUAUCCAUUAUUCAGGAAUUAGCGAAGAAUGCUCCAUAUUAUGACAAAUCAUUUAAGAGAUUGAUUGAAAGAGGUGCAGAUUUCAGAAAAAUCCCACCAAAUUCAACACCAACAGUUUUAUUGUCUGCACAAAAUGACUAUGAUACAACUAUGUUUUUGCUUGAAAAAGGUGCUGAUUUCAACAGUCUUGAUGUCAAUGGUGAUAAUAUUCUUAUGUGUUCAUUAAUGUGUCCAGGAGACAAGAUGUGGAAAUAUGUUGUUGAAAAAGGUGUAAUUGAUUCUCCAAAAUCGAAUAUUUACAAACCAAUACAUAUUGCAGCUAUGCAUCGAAAAUGCGAAGCAAUCAAAUUCUUUGUUUCUAAAGGAGAAGCAGUUGAUGUCAGAAACCAAGAUGGAAUAACACCAUUAAUGGUUGCUUCUGAUACAUAUGUUGUAGAUACGCUUCUUGGACUUGGUGCCGAAAUCAAUGGAGUAUCUAAAGACGGAAGGACAGCAAUGCACUACGCAUUCAUCAAAAGGAACCAUAUUGUUGCAAUGUAUCUAAUUCAGAAGAACGCGCGACAUGACAUUCGAGACAUUUACGGUAAGACAGCUCUUGAUUAUGGUGAUGGCUGGGAAUUUUUAGUUGAAUUUGCUAAAUUAAAAAAAAAAAAAAAAAAAGGUAGUGGGGCUUCCAGGGGCUGCGCCCCUUCUAGCCCUGAAGAUGUUUAG